Messenger RNA from Rhodofomes roseus, 4755 nucleotides. Its product is annotated as CPSF A subunit region-domain-containing protein. NCBI's taxonomy places the organism in Eukaryota, Fungi, Basidiomycota, Agaricomycetes, Polyporales, Fomitopsidaceae. The transcript is spliced from 23 exons. Bases 1 to 4326 code for a protein of 1441 amino acids. Gene Ontology annotation, molecular function: protein binding; nucleic acid binding. Gene Ontology annotation, cellular component: mRNA cleavage and polyadenylation specificity factor complex; nucleus. The record is from RefSeq and is a predicted model, not a curated record.
AUGCAGGCUUUGCGACAGGAAAUUUUACCACCGAGCGGGGUAGAGUUUGCAGCAUGUCUGAAGUUGCUGCCGUCGACGCUGCCGGAUAGCAAGCUGCCUGGGUCUAGCACGAGCACCGGAAGAGCUCUCUUCAACGUCGUAGUUGCCCGGUCAAAUCACCUACGCAUCUUCGAAGUUCGAGAGGAACCGGCACCGAUCUCAUCGCAAAAGGAAGAUGAAAAAGAACGGAGGGCCAGUGUCAGGAAGGGGACGGAGGCGGUGGAAGGAGAGGUCGAGAUGGACGCAUCUGGGGAGGGAUUCGUGAACAUGGGCUCCAUCAAGACAACUGGUCAGCAUGGUGUUCCGGAACCACAGACUGUCACUCGCUUCUACCUCGUGCGCGAACACCGUCUGCAUGGAAUAGUCACGGGCAUUGAAGCUGUGCGAAUCGUUACGUCGACAGAAGACAAUCUCGACAGGCUGGUGGUCUCAUUCAAGGAUGCGAAGAUUGCCCUCCUGGAAUGGUCGGAAGCUGUUCACGACUUGAUCACUGUAUCCUUGCACACGUAUGAAAGGGCCCCGCAACUGUCCGCCAUAGAUGCGCCUCUCUUCCGUCCAGAACUUCGCGCGGACCCGCUGUCCCGAUGUGCUGCUCUACUUCUCCCCAAAGACUCCAUCGCCAUCCUGCCGUUCUACCAGUCUCAGGCAGAGCUCGACAUAAUGGAGCAGGAGCUGAGCCAAGCGAGGGAGGUUCCUUACUCUCCGAGCUUCAUACUUGAUCUGUCCGCAGAAGUCGACGAUCGCAUUCGCAAUGUGAUUGACUUUGUCUUCUUGCCGGGCUUCAACAACCCGACAGUCGCCCUUCUCUUCCAACAUACACAAACAUGGACUGGCCGUCUGCAAGAGUACAAGGACACCGUCGGAUUGCUCAUCUUCACCCUCGACCUCGUCACUCAUCAUUACCCUGUCAUCACCGUCGUCGCGUCGCUCCCCUACGAUUGCUUCGCCCUGACUGCGUGUUCGACAUCCCUUGGAGGUGUUGUUGUCCUCGCGGGCAAUAGCAUCCUUUACGUGGACCAGGCCUCCCGCCGCAUCAUUCUGCCCCUGAAUGGCUGGCCCGCGCGCACUUCAGAUAUGCCCAUGCCGUCGCUGACCCCAGACGAGCAGAAGCGGGAUCUGCAGAUCGAGGGCGCGCGCUUCACCUUCGUCGAUGAACGGACGCUCUACAUCUUUGGAAAAGACGGCACCGUGUAUCCCGUCGAGAUUGUGUUAGACGGCAAGACAGUGUCGCGCCUUUCGAUGGCGCCACCGGUGGCGCGCACGACAAUUCCGGCACUGGUCAAGCGAAUCGGAACUGACCACUUAUUCAUCGGUAGCAUCGUCGGGCCUAGCGUACUCCUGAAGACGGCACAUGUGGAGGAAGAGAUGGCAGAUGACGAUGAGGACAUGGCCCCUGCGCCCGCUACUGUUGUUGCACCUAUUGAUAGCAUGGACCUCGACGAGGACGAAGAGCUAUAUGGCACCUCUACCGCGGUCGAGCACCCUCAUGUCAACGGCAAUGCCGUGAACGGGGUGGCCGCUGCCACUAAGAAGCGGACAGUCGUCCACUUGUCGUUGUGCGACGCGAUACCAGCGUACGGCCCGAUUGCCGAUAUGACCUUUGCGCUCGCCAAGAAUGGGGACCGCUUCGUUCCUGAGUUGGUCGCAGCAACAGGGUACGGCGCCUUAGGUGGAUUUACGUUACUGCAGAGAGAUCUGCCGACGCGAACGAAGCGCAAGAUACAUGCGAUUGGCGGUGCGCGAGGGAUGUGGUCCCUCCCGGUGCGACAACCGGUUAAGGUCAACGGAUCGACGUUCGAGCGCCCUGCAAAUCCGUUCCAUACUGACAAAGACACGCUGAUCAUCAGUACGGACGCAACACCGUCACCGGGACUCUCGAGAAUUGCAUUGCGGAACAGUCAAGGCGAGAUACAGAUCACUACCCGAAUACCGGGCACAACCAUAGGUGCCGCAUCAUUCUUCCAUGGGACUGCUAUCCUCCAUGUCAUGUUCAACGUCGCGAAUGUGAUACGAGUGUUAGAACCUGAUGGCAGUGAGCGACAGGCUAUCAAGGAUACUGACGGCGACGUCCCUCGACCGCGGGUCAAGUUCUGCAGUAUAUGCGACCCAUUCAUCUUGAUCAUCCGCGAGGACGAUUCUAUAGGACUGUUCGUCGGUGAGAUCGAACGUGGCAAGAUUAGACGCAAGGACAUGUCCCCCAUGGGCGACAAGACAUCAAAGUAUCUUGCGGGCUGUUUCUUCACGGACGCGAGUGGGCUUUUCCAGACCUACCAGAGUGCGGAGGCUUCCGGGACCGAGGGUGUGACGUCCACCCUGCAGGCAGCCAUGGAUUCAGGCAAGAAAAGCCAAUGGCUGAUCCUAGUGAGGCCACAGGGCGUGGUGGAGAUUUGGACACUUCCUAAGCUCGUCCUGGCAUUUUCGACGACUGUGGCGGCCUCGCUUGAGCCUGUCCUGAGCGAUUCAAUGGAUCCUGUCGCACUCUCACUUCCGCAGGACCCCCCGAGGAAGCCGCAAGAGCUGGACAUUGAGCAAAUACUCAUUGCGCCUCUGGGCGAAUCGUCACCACGCCCGCACCUCAUGGUGUUCAUGCGGUCGGGGCUACUCGCAGUAUAUGGGGUGCUCCCGGUAUCGCCACCUGUCGAUCCUUUGCCAAACGAGCGGACGACUGCGCUGCUUGUCAAAUUCAUCAAGGUCGCCACACGCGCGUUCGACAUCCAAGUGCCUGAAGAGCAGGAGAAAACAGUGCUCGCGGAGGUCAAGAAAAUCUCCCGCCACCUCGUUCCUUUCAUGUCCUCGCCAACCCCCGGUCAGACAUUCUCUGGAGUCUUCUUCACCGGAGAUCGGCCAUGCUGGAUUCUUGCUACAGAUAAGGGUGGUGUGAAAGUGUUUUCCUCAGGGCAUUCUGUAGUCCAUGCGUUCACUGCGUCGUCCGUGUGGGAGUCGAAAGGCGACUUUCUGCUGUACUCAGAGGAGGGGCCGAGCUUGGUCGAGUGGAUACCCGACCUUCAGCUCGACUCGCACUUGCCUUCAAGAUCCGUACCCCGGUCAAGAGCAUAUACAAACGUGGUGUAUGACCCGAACACAUCCUUGAUCGUAGCCGCAUCAUCGCGUCAGUCGCGGUUCGCUUCGUAUGACGAUGACGGGAACAUUGUCUGGGAACCAGAUGCCCCGAAUGUGUCAUUCCCUUACUGCGAUUCCUCAACCCUUGAACUUCUCAUGCCUGAUUCCUGGAUCACCAUGGAUGGCUAUGAAUUCGCUCAGAAUGAAUUCGUGACUUGCCUCGACUGUGUGACAUUGGAGUCUGUGAGUACCGAAACCGGGACGAAGGACUUCAUUGCCGUAGGCACGACGAUAAACCGGGGCGAAGAUCUAGCUGUCAAGGGUGCUGUAUACAUAUUCGAAAUCGUCGAGGUCGUUCCGGACGUGAGCACGGGAUGGAAGCGCUGGCAUCAACUGAAGUUACGCUGUAGAGACGACGCCAAGGGUCCAGUUACGGCUCUCUGUGGUAUGGAUAACUAUCUCGUGUCAUCCAUGGGCCAGAAGAUCUUCGUGCGCGCAUUCGAUCUUGACGAGCGACUUGUGGGCGUCGCCUUCCUGGAUGUCGGCGUCUAUGUGACCUCCUUGCGCACUGUGAAGAAUCUGCUCUUGAUAGGAGAUGCUGUCAAAAGCAUCUGGUUUGUGGCUUUCCAGCAGGAAGACCCGUAUAAACUUGUCAUCCUUGGGAAGGACCCACAUCAUGUCUGUGUGACCAGCGCAGAUCUGUUCUUUGCCGAUAGCAGGGUAUCUCUGCUGGUCUGCGAUGAGGACGGCGUUAUAAGAUUGUACGAGUAUGACCCGCAAGAUCCCGAAUCGAGAGGCGGACAACACUUGUUGCGCCGUACGGAGUUUCACGGUCAGACGGAAUACCGUACUUCCGCGCUGAUUGCUCGCCGAAGAACGAAAGACACUGACAUCCCGCAAUCAAAAUUGAUAUGUGGUUCCACAGAUGGGUCGCUGUCAUCGUUCACAUAUGUGGACGAAAGCGCUUUCAAGCGGUUGCAUCUGCUGCAGGGGCAGCUUACCAGAAAUGUACAGCACGUGGCAGGGCUCAAUCCGAAGGCAUUCCGGUUAGUUAUCGUCCGCAAUGACUUUGUGUCCAAGCCGCUGUCGAAAGGUAUCCUGGACGGUAACCUUCUGUCAACGUUCGAGGACCUCUCGAUCUCGCGGCAACAUGAGAUGACUCGACAGAUUGGAACUGAGCGAGGGACAGUGCUCAAAGACUGGCUGUCUCUAAAUGGUACAUGGUGAACGCAAUCCUAUCCAUACGUAAUCUUGCGGUAUCUACGCUGUUUGUGGUUUUCGACCGAACUAUCACCUUCGGUAUAGCUGCUGUGACCUGAGGCCUGAGGUCUCACGUCGAAGGCACUCUGGACGGCACCCUCGAGCGAGGCUGCCUCCGGUUCCGCUAGCCCCGGCAACACGUUGCCAAGCCACUUCUCUUCACGCCUUCUUGAAUUGCUGCAACCGUUCUGAUGCCAUGCGUUCAUACCUCGCUUUCUUCAUGCUGACCUAGUGCUACACCCUAACACAAUUGGAGACGAGAUACAGAGCCUCCUCCCGACGCCACUCGGAUGCACCAGGCUACAGACGCUCUGAUCGUCGCAUACAGCUACGGCCACGCUUCGAAUUCUUCCGCUAUGACGAUUGUGAGUGACUGCAUCACUCCGAGAUCGGGUC